CUUUCUUCCUACCCUCCUAGGAGCUUCUCUUCUUCCUCCGAGACUUCCUCAAAUCCAGUAUAUGGGUUAGAAAGAAAGAAAAGGAAUAUCACAUGUCUCAGUGGCCACAUUACCAUUUAUCUGCCCUAAUGUGGAGGAAAAGGAGCACUGGUGGCACAGUGGUUAAGUGAUCAGCUGCUAACUGAAAGAGCCUGAGCCCUUGUAAAGCUGGCAAUGACAAGUCUGAAUGGUAGCCAUGCCGAAAAAACCACUGACAUGCCAAAACCAUCGAUCCCCAAAGUGCACGUGCAGAGGUCUGUGUCCCGAGACACCAUCGCCAUUCACUUCUCGGCAUCCGGGGAGGAGGAGGAGGAAGAAGAGGAGGAGCUCAGGGGAUACCUUGAGGAGGAGCUAGAUGACGAAAGCAUCGUAACAGGGCUCGAAGCCAAGGAAGACCUCUAUCUUGGCCAUGACCCCAGUGACCCUGCUGCCUCUCUCAUCCAGGCAGAUGGAUUGUCCGUGUCCCAGCUCCCUGCCAUUUUACCUGUUUCCGAGAACACUGUAAAGCUGUUGGAGUCUCCUCCUCUGGCAGCCCGAGUAUUAAGCACAGUGCCAUUGGCUGUGUCCCCAGGGUCUUCUUCGUCAGGGCCCUUAGCUAGCUCUCCCAGUGUGUCAUCCCUUUCUGAGCAGAAAACCAGUUCUUCCUCCCCAUUGUCCUCUCCUUCCAAGUCUCCUGUCCUCUCAUCUAGUGCCUCAUCCUCCACCCUUUCCAGCACAAAACCCUUUAUGAGCCUUGUGAAGUCCCUGUCGACAGAGGUGGAGCCAAAAGAAUCCUCACACCCCCCAAGGCACAGGCACUUAAUGAAGACAUUAGUCAAGUCUCUGUCCACAGACACUUCCAGGCAGGAGUCAGAUACUGUGUCCUAUAAGCCACCUGACUCCAAACUGAAUUUACACCUGUUCAAGCAGUUCACACAGCCACGAAACACAGGUGGAGACUCCAAAACUGCUCCCUCUUCCCCGCUGACUUCUCCCUCUGAUACUCGUUCCUUUUUUAAAGUGCCCGAAAUGGAGGCUAAAAUUGAAGACACUAAACGACGCCUUUCAGAAGUCAUCUAUGAGCCUUUUCAGCUCCUUAGUAAAAUUAUAGGGGAAGAAAGUGGCAGCCAUAGGCCCAAAGCCUUAUCUUCAAGUGCUUCAGAACUCUCUACUCUGUCCAGUUUGAACGGUCACUUAGAAAGCAAUAACUACAGCAUCAAGGAAGAGGAGUGUGAUUCUGAGGGUGACUGCUAUGGAAGCGACCCCAACAUCCCCAGAAGUGACCCCCCAAAGUCAGCUGAAGAUCCCCCACGAGAGGUGGAACUGAAAAGUUCCCAGGUUAGCGGUCUGAAGGACUUAGGCCUGAAGACCGGUUCCCUAGUUCUUGAGAAAUGUUCUUUGUCUGCCUUAGUGAGCAAAGAAGAUGAAGAGUUUUGUGAACUGUACACUGAGGACUUUGAUUUGGAAACAGAAGGGGAGGGUAAAGUUGAUAAAUCCUCAGAUACCGCCCUUAAGCCAGAGGUACUGGUGGAUGAUGGUGUGGCUCUUGACAGUGACGAUGAGGUGGACUCAGCUGAGCAGCACCAGGAAUUACCAGUGAAGACCUUGGGCUUCUUUAUAAUGUGUGUCUACGUGUACCUCAUCCUCCCCCUCCCCCAUUAUGUGAGUGGACUCUUUUUGGGCGUUGGCCUUGGAUUCAUGACUGCAGUUUGCAUGAUUUGGUUUUUUACACCACCAAGUGCUCCUAAAUAUCACAGGUUACAUAAAAAUCUACAACACUGGAACACAAGAUCUCUGGAUAUUAAAGAACCUGAAAUUCUAAAGGGAUGGAUGAAUGAGAUUUACAACUAUGAUCCCGAAACUUACCAUGCAACUUUGACACAUUCAGUCUUUGUUCGACUUGAGGGUGGGACCUUAAGACUUUCGAAGCCCAAUAAAAAUAUAUCCAGGAGGGCCAGCUACAACGAAGCAAAGCCAGAGGUCACCUACAUCAGCCAGAAAAUCUAUGACCUCUCAGACAGCAAGAUUUAUCUUGUACCUAAAAGUUUGGCUCGAAAACGAAUCUGGAAUAAAAAGUACCCCAUUUGUAUUGAGCUUGGUCGACAAGAUGACUUUAUGUCUAAGGCCCAGACUGAUAAGGAAACAUCAGAAGAGAAGCCACCAGCUGAGAGAGAGCUGGCAGGCGAAGACCCUAAGAAGCCACCGCUGGAGGGAACAAGAUCUGGGCAGCGAGAUCAGAUCCUUUAUCUGUUUGGGAGAACUGGCCGAGAAAAAGAGGAGUGGUUUAGAAGAUUUAUUCUGGCAUCUAAACUGAAAUUGGAGAUCAAGAAGCCACCUGGUGUCUCUGGAAAUAAACCAGGGGUUUUGCCCACACACAGCAGACACAACAGUCCCUCUGGGCACCUGACCCACAGCCGCAGCAGCAGCAAAGGCAGCGUGGAAGAAAUCAUGUCCCAGCCGAAGCAGAAGGAGCUGGUGGGUAGCGUGCGGCAGAAGAUGCUUCUGGACUACAGCGUGUACAUGGCCAGGUGUGUCCCCCAAGAAAACCGAAGCCCCCAGAGGAGCCCUGUGCAGAGUGCCGAGAGCAGCCCCACAGCUGGGAAAAAGUUGCCAGAGGCUCUACUCUCUGAGGAGGAAGAACAGGAAGCUUGGGUGAACGCCUUGCUUGGAAGAAUGUUUUGGGACUUCUUAGGAGAGAAAUACUGGUCUGAUCUGGUGUCUAAGAAAAUCCAAAUGAAACUCAGCAAAAUAAAGCUCCCCUACUUUAUGAAUGAGCUGACUCUGACGGAACUUGACAUGGGGGUGGCUGUGCCAAAAAUCCUUCAGGCCUUCAAGCCUUAUGUUGAUCACCAAGGACUCUGGAUUGAUUUGGAAAUGUCCUACAAUGGGUCCUUUCUGAUGACUCUCGAGACCAAAAUGAAUUUGACCAAACUAGGUAAAGAGCCUCUUGUUGAAGCCCUGAAGGUUGGAGAAAUUGGCAAAGAAGGGCUCUGGGCCUCAGAGACGGGCUCUGCCAGUGUGACCAAAGCUCGGCCAAGAAGCCCCCAGUGCCUCUCGGAGGGGCACCCUGAGCACUCACCUUUGCUGGUGACCAGCAAGCUCCAUGCCAAUGCAGGCCAAGUGUCCAACCUAGAAGGAUCAAUGAUGAGUUGCAGACCCAGGGCGUACUGUCUGGCCGACAGCGAUGAGGAAUCUUCCAGUGCUGGCUCCUCCGAUGAAGACGACGCCCCAGAGCCCAGUGCGGGAGACAAACAGCUCCUCCCGGGAAGUGAAGGGUAUGUUGGAGGUCAUCGAACAAGUAAGAUUAUGAGAUUUGUAGAUAAAAUUACCAAGUCAAAAUAUUUCCAAAAAGCAACAGAGACAGAGUUCAUCAAAAAGAAGAUUGAAGAAGUUUCUAACACACCUCUGCUGCUAACUGUUGAAGUGCAAGAAUGUAGAGGAACCUUGGCGGUCAACAUUCCACCACCCCCGACUGACCGGAUCUGGUAUGGUUUCCGGAAGCCGCCAUAUGUGGAGCUAAAAGCUCGGCCAAAACUUGGAGAGAGGGAAGUGACUUUAGUUCAUGUGACAGACUGGAUAGAGAAGAAACUGGAGCAGGAGUUUCAGAAAGUUUUUGUCAUGCCAAACAUGGACGAUGUUUAUAUCCCUAUAAUGCACUCAGCCAUGGACCCACGCUCCACUUCCUGCCUCCUAAAAGACCCAGUUGUGGAGGCUGCUGAUCAGCUGUGAUGGGUGAGAGCUGACCUUUCCAGUGUUAGAUCUAGGCUCCUGGUGUGAGGUUCUUGGCUGCCAGCUGUGCCCUAGCACUGGCCUUCACUUGUGCCACAGCUACUGUUUCUCAGAGAACUGCUUCUGCCCUCUGCCUGCCGGUGCCCAUUCCACUGUGAGGUGUCAUUCCACACGUCCAGUGACAGGUGUCUGGAUUGCCUGCUGCAAAGCUUUGACUCUAGGCAAAGGAGACUGAGGACGAAUCACCACAGGUUACAGAAGUUACAGGUGAUUCACACCAUGGCUGUUUUAAGUCUCCCAGUUUUCAUGGCGGCAAAAGAGCACAUGAAGAGUAAAGCUGUACAACUGGAAGGCUUCUCCUUGCCUUCUCGACUCCUCCAAAGCUUUUCCUCAGGCAGCCAGUGCACACCUGGACAUUUUUUUUCACUUUUACAGUUGAUAUGCACGACUGCAGCCCUUCAUGCUCCCCGAGAAUGUCAGUGUGGUGAUGUGUGUGAAGGUGGGAAGUGGAAUCUUGUGAGCUAUUUCAUUGGUGGUAGAGGUAUGCAUAGCAACCUACUUUUUUUCAUACUAAAUUGUGCAUUUUGGAAGCAAGCAGCCAUAGAACACACACACACUACCGCUAUCAGCUGGGGUGGGGACGGUGGGAUUGAUGUGAACAUUAGGCAAAGCCAUGUGAUCAAACCAUCCCAAGCCUUUUUACCAGUGAGGUACAAUCACCUGGUUUGUAACUGAUCCUGAAUGUUCUCCCGAGACACACACACACACACACACAAAUGAAAAUGUCACCCUACACGAUGACCGAUUGUCCCUCAUAAAGUUGGGGUGGGGCGAAUAGGCAGUCUUUCCAUUUGGCAUUUCCUGUCAGCUCCUGAAGGUUUCGUAUAGAAAUCCAAAGGCUUUGUUACCUAAUUCAUUGGUUUGGGAUAGCUUUGUGGGCAGUUUCCCUUUCCCAUGGCCAAAAUGGAGAACUGCUCUUUAAGUAUGAGAGUCAAGACCAAAAGUUUGUUCAACAUCAAAACACUACAUUAUCUCAAAACCUAACAUGACCUUUCUUUAAUAUUGCCAAGUUUAUUUUGUGCAUUUGUGUCAGAAUGUUUAGUUUACAAGUUUGGGGGCUCCCUCUAAUUGUAUAAUUUGCUUUGAGAACAAUACAAUUUUUUUUUGUUUGUUUAAAACUACAUUUGAUGCUGUAACUUUUGAUAAUUUACAUCUGUGGACAAAGCUAAUAGUGGUUUUUUAAAUAGCACCUUGCCUGAACAUGACUUUAAAGAAAUUAAUAUAUUGAGAAAAUAUAUUUGGAACCUUACUGGAUUAUUUUAAUUGCACCAUUAAAACAUUUGACUUAAAAUA
Messenger RNA from Loxodonta africana (African savanna elephant), 5100 nucleotides. It is a transcript of the gene TEX2, whose product is annotated as testis expressed 2. Gene Ontology annotation, cellular component: endoplasmic reticulum. Gene Ontology annotation, molecular function: lipid binding. Bases 214 to 3747 code for a protein of 1177 amino acids. NCBI's taxonomy places the organism in Eukaryota, Metazoa, Chordata, Mammalia, Proboscidea, Elephantidae. The record is from RefSeq and is a predicted model, not a curated record. The transcript is spliced from 13 exons.